UAAAAAAAAAAAAAAAAAAAACACAUUUCGGGAUUAUUUAUUUUUAGCUCUGGCGUGUGUCUGCUGCACCGGGGCCUUUAGCUGAUGCUUCCAGAUGGUUUUGCUAAGGUGCAUGUUUACGGAUUCCUGCAGAUUGUGAGUACGUACCGGUCUGUCCUUCAUUAAGAGCCCGGUCCAAGCAGAGAGGCAUUUAUCACGACACACGGAGCCUUCAUAACCCGGUGUUCCUGCACACACACGUUGCAUUUUUUCUUCCUGAGCUACUGUGUCGAAUACCCGGCUCAUCUCGUGUGUUGUGGCUGUGGAUCCUGACACUCGCUGGGCUCCAGUGUGCUCCAUGACGCCUCGUACAGGGUCAGACAGAGGACAGCAACCCCACUUCCCAUUUCCCUUUUCGAAACCUCAACCCCCAUUGCGACAGCACACCAGCUUAAGCUUCCCAGAAUGCACCUCUCCAGCGGAUGACCCCGGGGUCGGCAGCUGUCAAUCACAUCCUCAGCUGGCUCUGCAGCUUCUGGACAUAGACUGGAGGAUGUGAGGGAGGCCUCUGAGAGGAGCCCUGGCUCUGCAUAUGGGAUCAUCUCUGUGCAUUCAUGGCGGCCCUUUUCCCCCUUCAUUCGGAUCUGUAAAGUGCACUGUGGACACUUUGAUAUUUCAGAGCUCAAAAUGGAAUCAAAUGGGGCUUAUGAGGCCUCAAGGCCCAAAUGGACUUCAUGUUUACACACUUGUCCAUCAGCUGAGCAGCGUGCGGCCUCAGGUAUCCAGAGAGAUGGAGAGAUGUCCCCAAAAGCAACGGUACCGUGUCUGAACCUGACCAGCAGGAGGACGCCAGAAAACUCUCCGAGACUGGAGCACAGCGGCUCCGGCUCCUUCCUCCACUGCGAUGAGCUGCACAAACCCUCACACCUUCCUCCUCCUCUCCCUCACCGCAUCAGCCUGCGCGGGGAUCUGUACGCCGCCGCCAUGGGGAGGUUUGGUGACGCUCCUGCGGACUUUACGCACGGCGCUGCCUCGGCGAACCCGCCCGGCUCCCCGUCCAAACACAGCAAGUUCUUGGAGAGUAUAAAUCCGGAUCAAAAGGGGACAGUGCACAGCGGCAAGCCGUUUUAUGACAGCAACUCGGAGGUCAGAGAGAAAGGACCUCCAAAGACCAUGGGCUAUCCUGGCAUUGGCACAGACUGUUGUGGCAAGCUCAAAGAGCCGGGCGGCGGCUUACAGGGCGACUCCAUCGCCGACUCCAUCGACUUAUCGGGCAAGAACAAGAAGCGGCGCAAUCGCACCACCUUCAGCACCUUUCAGCUGGAGGAGCUGGAGAAAGUGUUUCAGAAGACGCACUACCCCGACGUGUACGCCCGGGAGCAGCUGGCCCUGAGGACCGAGCUCACUGAGGCUCGAGUUCAGGUUUGGUUCCAGAAUCGUAGAGCCAAGUGGAGGAAACGGGAACGCUACGGGAAGAUCCAGGAAGUCCGCAACCACUUUGCAGCUACAUAUGAUAUCUCUCUUCUCCCUCGCCAUGAUACAUACCAGAUGCAGGGCAACCUGUGGCCCGGUGCGGCUUCAGGAGGAGGCGGUGGUUCAGGUGCCGGCUGCGUCCUCGGAGCGGACUCCCUCCCCUCGUCCUGCAUGAGUCCGUACCCUCACCCCCACAGCAACCUGCAGGGCUUCAUGGGCAUGCCCGCGUCCCCCAGCCAUCCCCACCACCACCACCACCCGCCUCACCAUCCAGGCAUCAACGGCCUCUAUUCCCUCCACAGCUUCCCCGGAGGCCUCGGGUCCCCCUCCAUCGAGGGGCCCGACACCGACUACAAGCCGACGGGCCUUGUGGCGCUCCGGAUGAAAGCCAAAGAGCCAGGCAGCAUCCUCUCAUGGCCCACAUGACCACAACAGUGCCAGCGCCACAUUAUGCACUGACUGAGCCAAAGUAUAUUACAUUCCUGACCCCAGUGUACACACCCACCUCAGCAUAUGACUCAAAUAACAUUUAUGUAAGCCAACUUGGAGACUUUUCACAAUUCUUGGAAGAUCUCGGAAUAUGAAUUUCAUGAACAUUGACAGCAACUUGAGCCUCUAGCACAAAAACUCAGUGUAUUAAAAGAAUCUUUAUUGUUUCAAGUUUCAGUUUGAUAUCAUAAUGCUGAGACCAAAGAGGACAAAUUAUUUAAGCAUGUAAAAAUUGUAAUUAUCAUAUUAAUCAUUGUUUUUUGUUUUUUUUGUUUUUUUUGUCUGUUGUGCUUUAUAGUGUGACCAGUAAUAAAGGCCUCCAUCUAAA
Molecule: messenger RNA, 2269 nt
Organism: Centropristis striata (black sea bass)
Lineage: Eukaryota; Metazoa; Chordata; Actinopteri; Perciformes; Serranidae
Gene: alx3
Product: ALX homeobox 3
Exons: 7
Coding region: 667-1878 (403 amino acids)
Biological process (GO): regulation of transcription by RNA polymerase II
Molecular function (GO): RNA polymerase II transcription regulatory region sequence-specific DNA binding; DNA-binding transcription factor activity, RNA polymerase II-specific
Source: RefSeq, a predicted model, not a curated record